This is a messenger RNA of Dama dama (fallow deer), 3549 nucleotides long. RefSeq names its product glutamate metabotropic receptor 5 (gene GRM5). Gene Ontology annotation, molecular function: adenylate cyclase inhibiting G protein-coupled glutamate receptor activity; G protein-coupled receptor activity involved in regulation of postsynaptic membrane potential. Gene Ontology annotation, biological process: regulation of synaptic transmission, glutamatergic; trans-synaptic signaling by endocannabinoid, modulating synaptic transmission; G protein-coupled glutamate receptor signaling pathway. Bases 1 to 3549 code for a protein of 1182 amino acids. Gene Ontology annotation, cellular component: postsynaptic density membrane. Lineage: Eukaryota; Metazoa; Chordata; Mammalia; Artiodactyla; Cervidae. The record is from RefSeq and is a predicted model, not a curated record. The transcript has 9 exons.
AUGGUCCUUCUGUUGAUCCUGUCAGUCCUGCUUUUGAAAGAACAUGUCCGUGGGAGCGCACAGUCCAGCGAGCGGAGGGUGGUGGCGCACAUGCCGGGCGACAUCAUCAUCGGGGCCCUGUUCUCCGUGCACCACCAGCCCACGGUGGACAAGGUUCACGAGCGCAAGUGCGGGGCGGUGCGCGAGCAGUACGGCAUCCAGCGGGUGGAGGCCAUGCUGCACACCCUGGAGCGCAUCAACUCGGACCCCACGCUGCUGCCCAACAUCACGCUGGGCUGCGAGAUCCGCGACUCCUGCUGGCACUCGGCCGUGGCCCUGGAGCAGAGCAUCGAGUUCAUAAGGGACUCGCUCAUCUCCUCGGAGGAGGAGGAAGGCCUGGUGCGCUGCGUGGACGGCUCCUCCUCGUCCUUCCGCUCCAAGAAGCCCAUCGUGGGCGUCAUCGGGCCCGGCUCCAGCUCCGUGGCCAUUCAGGUCCAGAACCUGCUCCAGCUUUUCAACAUACCUCAAAUCGCCUACUCGGCCACAAGCAUGGAUCUGAGCGACAAAACUCUGUUCAAGUACUUCAUGAGGGUCGUGCCUUCCGACGCCCAGCAGGCCCGCGCCAUGGUGGACAUCGUGAAGAGGUACAACUGGACCUACGUGUCGGCGGUGCACACAGAAGGCAACUAUGGAGAAAGUGGGAUGGAAGCUUUCAAAGAUAUGUCCGCCAAGGAAGGGAUUUGCAUCGCUCAUUCUUACAAAAUCUAUAGCAAUGCGGGGGAGCAGAGCUUCGAUAAACUGCUCAAGAAGCUCACGAGCCACUUGCCCAAGGCACGGGUGGUGGCCUGUUUCUGCGAGGGCAUGACCGUGAGAGGGCUGCUGAUGGCCAUGCGGCGCCUGGGGCUGGCCGGAGAGUUCCUGCUUCUGGGCAGUGACGGCUGGGCGGACAGGUACGAUGUGACAGAUGGCUAUCAACGAGAAGCUGUUGGUGGAAUCACAAUCAAGCUCCAGUCUCCCGACGUCAAGUGGUUUGAUGAUUAUUAUCUGAAGCUCCGGCCAGAAACAAACCUCCGAAACCCUUGGUUUCAAGAAUUCUGGCAGCAUCGCUUUCAGUGCCGGCUGGAAGGGUUUGCACAGGAGAACAGCAAAUACAACAAGACUUGCAAUAGUUCUCUGACUCUGAGAACACAUCAUGUGCAAGACUCCAAAAUGGGAUUUGUGAUCAAUGCAAUCUAUUCCAUGGCCUAUGGGCUCCACAACAUGCAGAUGUCCCUCUGUCCAGGCUACGCGGGCCUCUGUGAUGCCAUGAAGCCAAUUGAUGGACGAAAACUUUUGGACUCUCUGAUGAAAACCAAUUUUACUGGGGUUUCUGGAGACAUGAUCCUAUUUGAUGAGAAUGGAGACUCUCCAGGAAGGUAUGAAAUAAUGAACUUCAAAGAAAUGGGAAAAGAUUAUUUUGAUUAUAUCAAUGUUGGAAGCUGGGACAAUGGAGAAUUAAAAAUGGAUGAUGAUGAAGUAUGGGCCAAGAAAAGCCACAUCAUCAGAUCUGUGUGCAGCGAACCAUGUGAAAAAGGCCAGAUAAAGGUGAUCCGAAAGGGAGAAGUGAGCUGCUGUUGGACCUGCACGCCCUGCAAGGAGAAUGAGUACGUCUUUGAUGAGUACACCUGCAAGGCGUGCCAGCUGGGGUCCUGGCCCACCGACGACCUCACAGGUUGUGACUUGAUCCCAGUGCAGUAUCUCCGCUGGGGUGACCCCGAGCCCAUCGCAGCCGUGGUGUUUGCCUGCCUGGGCCUGCUGGCCACCCUGUUUGUCACCGCGAUCUUCAUCAUCUACCGAGAUACGCCGGUAGUCAAAUCCUCCAGCAGGGAACUCUGCUACAUUAUCCUCGCUGGCAUCUGCCUGGGCUACUUGUGUACCUUCUGCCUCAUUGCGAAGCCCAAACAGAUUUACUGCUACCUGCAAAGAAUAGGCAUUGGUCUCUCCCCAGCCAUGAGCUACUCGGCUCUGGUCACCAAGACCAAUCGGAUUGCGAGGAUCCUGGCAGGCAGCAAGAAGAAGAUCUGCACCAAAAAGCCCCGAUUCAUGAGUGCCUGCGCCCAGCUGGUGAUUGCGUUCAUCCUCAUAUGCAUUCAGCUGGGCAUCAUCGUCGCCCUGUUUAUCAUGGAGCCUCCGGAUAUAAUGCACGACUACCCGAGCAUCCGAGAGGUCUACCUGAUCUGUAACACCACCAACCUGGGGGUCGUCACCCCUCUCGGAUACAACGGACUGCUGAUCCUGAGCUGCACCUUCUACGCCUUUAAGACCAGAAACGUCCCGGCGAACUUCAACGAGGCCAAGUACAUCGCCUUCACGAUGUACACCACCUGCAUCAUUUGGCUGGCCUUUGUGCCCAUCUACUUCGGCAGCAACUACAAGAUCAUCACCAUGUGCUUCUCCGUCAGCCUCAGCGCCACGGUGGCGCUUGGCUGCAUGUUCGUGCCCAAGGUCUACAUCAUCCUGGCCAAGCCCGAGAGAAACGUGCGCAGCGCCUUCACCACGUCCACCGUGGUGCGCAUGCACGUGGGCGACGGCAAGUCCUCCUCGGCGGCCAGCAGGUCCAGCAGCCUGGUCAACCUGUGGAAGAGGAGGGGCUCCUCUGGGGAAACCCUAAGGUACAAAGACAGGAGGCUGGCCCAGCACAAGUCGGAAAUAGAGUGUUUCACCCCCAAAGGGAGUAUGGGGAAUGGUGGGAGAGCAACCAUGAGCAGCUCCAACGGCAAGUCGGUCACUUGGGCGCAGAACGAGAAGAGCAGCCGCGGGCAGCACCUGUGGCAGAGGCUGUCGGUGCACAUCAACAAGAAGGAGAACCCCAACCAGACGGCCGUCAUCAAGCCCUUCCCCAAGAGCACGGAGGGCCGCGGCGCGGGGGGCGCGGGCGGCGGCGGCGGGCCCGAGCCCCCGGACGCCGGCCCCAAGGCGCGCCCCGCCGCGGCCGAGGCCGAGGAGCGCAGCGCCGCGCCGCGCGCGCCGUCGCCCAUCAGCACGCUGAGCCGGCGCGCGGGCGGCCGCCCCGACGACGAGGACGCGCGCUCGCUGCGCUCGGAGCCCGCGGCGCGCAGCAGCUCGUCGCAGGGCUCGCUGCUGGAGCAGAUCAGCAGCGUGGUGACCCGCUUCACGGCCAACAUCAGCGAGCUCAACUCCAUGAUGCUGGCCGCCCCGGGGGCGCCCGGCGCGGGCGCCGCGCUCUGCUCGGCCUACCUGAUCCCCACGGAGAUGCAGCUGCCCGCCGCCGUAAUGACCACGUUCGCCGAGAUCCAGCCGCCGCCCGCCGCCGAGGCCCCGCCGGCGGAGGGCGCCGCCCGGGAGCCUUCCCCCUCGGCGGCGGCGGCCGGGCCCGAGGCUGCGGCCGGCAAGGCGGACCUGGAGGAGCUGGUGGCGCUCACGCCGCCGUCCCCCUUCAGGGACUCGGUGGACUCUGGGAGCACCACCCCCAACUCGCCGGUGUCCGAGUCGGCCCUGUGUAUCCCGUCGUCUCCCAAGUACGACACGCUUAUCAUCAGAGAUUACACCCAGAGCUCCUCGUCCUUGUGA